AUUAUGGGAAAUGGUAGCAUAAGUGCACAGAAGACCAAAACAUUACACGUUUUAAAACCACUUCAAACCAGCAUGCACAGCAUUUACAAACUUCCCUUUUAAACAAAUGUUUUUGUAUAUCUUCCUUUUAAGGUUCAAGAAAAGUGCAGUUUUGCCUUUUUCUGCCAUGUCAUGUGGUGUUGUGUAAGUGACCAUGUUAGAGGAUGUGCAGUGUGACCGGUGUUUGGGCUUCAUGUGAAUCUGAGCAACUGAAUGAGUCAGUGUGCAUGUGUGUUCAGCAUCCAGCUCAGAGUCAUAGGAUUGGGUGCAUAUAAAUAUGGAUGAAUUCAGUGCCAGGUCAAUAUGAAGCUGACCUGUUCUGCUAUUAUGACCAACCUUUUAAUGUAGAGAUAAAUCCAUGCUCUUAUUCAAGCCAACAGUAAUGAGGCCUUUAAGAAACUACCAUCUCUCUACUUUCAGAGCCUCACUGAUGAGCAGGAUGGAGGCGCUGUGGUUGUGUUACUCAUCUCCGACUCCUCAGAGUGCAAGUCACCUGCUUGCCCUACUUGUUCUCUGUCUUUCAUUGGCUGCUGUAACCGCUUCACUACUUUUCCACUGGCUCAUAGACCUUUUAAAAUAUGACAUCCAGACAGCAUUGGUUGCAGUUGGUAUCUGUGGCACGGCUGUGUUUAUCCUGUCAUUUCUCAUCCAUCCAUUCCGAUGUGCCUUCACACUAAUCUUCCCGACGUUGUUCACCCGACAGGGCCGUAAACUGCUCUUGUCCGCAUCCAUGAUGAUCGUAGUGCUGUUUGUCCUACCCAACAUGGCCGCCAACAUCGCAACUCUCACACAUGUCGUUAAAUGUGCAUCAGAAAAACUCUCUCAAAGUCUCCUAAGCAGCUCAGACCUCAUCAACACCAUUAAAGACAAUAUGGUCAGAAGAGCUGAGGAGAGCGUGGAUGAGAGUUUAGUGCAAAGGCUGCAUGAUUUUGAUCACACCACACAUAUUAAUGUCUCAGAAGUGAAGGGACGGUUGCAUGUGUUGAGUCAGCGGGUGCAGGAGGAUUUCUCUGAAGUUAAACGUCAAGUACAGGACCUGAAACUGCUAUUCAGCAGGAUCUUUGCUGCUGUUUUUGUUUUGUAUUUGUUCAGCGAGUCUGUCAUGUACCUUCGGUCUUAUCUGACAUCUGUACGAUUUGACAACACGUAUAUCACAAGUGGGCUCAGGAGAAAAGGAGUUGAAAAAGGACUUGUGGUUGAAGCAAAGGAUGUGAAAAAUGGAGUAAACUCCACCAGUUUCAGAAUAACUAAAAAGGAACUUUUCAAAUGCCUGGCUCCAGCGAUGGUGAUCACUCUGUAUCUGCUGAUGACAGUCUUUUUGGUAGUGCUGGACCAUUUCUUGUAUCACCUGGUGAAAACAGGUGGACCUUGGAUUUCAAACAUGCCAUCAACCAACAUCAGCAUCGAUGUCAACUUCAAGGUUGGAAAUAAUGUGGCCAUUUGUCAGAUCUUUGGCUCAGACUGUCCGGUAGAAUUGUUCAACUUCAAUAGAACUUACACAGCCCUCAUUCACUCUGAUCCAAACGUGUGUGAGGCUCAAUCCAGUGAGCUGAACCCAAGUGCAGUGGUGGCGCUGGUGCUCCUCUAUCUGUUCAGCUACACCCUGCUGCCGCUGGAGGUCUACGCUCGACGCCUUCGGAGGAAAGUAGCAGCUUCUUUCUUCCAGCAGCAGGAGGAGAGAAGGGUCCAGUUCCUUAUUAGAAAAAUUCAAACUAAACGAAAAGAAAGACAAAAUGAGGUUUUCUUUAUAGAAACCAUGCAUCAUGAUAAAGAAGUCUCUGGGAUGAUAAAUCAGCUAUAAAUCACUUAAUACUAGGCUGUAUGUCAUACAUUUGACAGAAUUGUAAAUAAUGUACUUAAUAAGUGUACAUAUUCAAAUUUGUGAAUCGAAUGUUUUGUUCAACAACAUUUAUGUUUUUAAUUCAUAUAUAUUCCUUGUUUAUGUAUACUGCAGUGAAGUGAAAUAUGUCUGACCUAUGAUGCUAUGAAAGGAAAAAAUACCUCAGAGUUUAACAGAGUGAAAACAGCUUUUAGCUUUUACCUUACAGUUCAUGAUGCAUUAAGGGACUGUUUUAGUGAUAUACUUUAGCCUAGUGCCUGAUCUGCAGGGAGUGGAUGAUGGAAACAUGACACUAAUGGACAGGAAAUCAAAAGGUCACUGCAUGAAGAAACUCUAAAUGCUUAGGGGGCUGCAGUGGCUAUUAUAUAUGCACAGUAUAUUAUACUGUGUGCAUAUUAUAUACCCAAACUGAGAUCAGAUCUCAUGUCUUAAUGACGUAAAUCUGAACAGGUAGAUCUGAAUAUGUGAACCCAAAAUUAGUUUUAUUUUUAAUAAAGUGUUUGCAGUUUGCGUCAUAUAAA
This is a messenger RNA of Carassius gibelio (silver crucian carp), 2400 nucleotides long. RefSeq names its product osteoclast stimulatory transmembrane protein (gene ocstamp). The transcript has 3 exons. The coding region runs from base 398 to 1840 and encodes 480 amino acids. Lineage: Eukaryota; Metazoa; Chordata; Actinopteri; Cypriniformes; Cyprinidae. Gene Ontology annotation, cellular component: membrane. The record is from RefSeq and is a predicted model, not a curated record.